AUGGCCGAUGUCCCGGCGGAGUGUAACAUAAAAGUGCUGUGUCGCUUUCGUCCUCUUAACCAGUCGGAGAUUGUACGUGGGGACCAGUUCAUCCCCAAAUUCCAAGGGGAUGACACAGUCCUCGUCGGGGGGAAGUCCUACGCGUUCGAUCGAGUGUUUCCCACCAACACCACCCAGGAGCAGGUGUACAACACCUGCGCCAAGCAGAUUGUCAAAGAUGUUCUGGGUGGAUACAAUGGCACUAUCUUCGCAUAUGGACAAACCGCCUCCGGGAAGACUCACACCAUGGAGGGCAAGCUGCACGACCCUCACCAGAUGGGUAUCAUUCCUCGCAUCGCUGAGGACAUUUUCAAUCACAUCUUUGCCAUGGAUGAAAACCUGGAAUUCCACAUCAAGGUUUCAUACUUUGAAAUCUACAUGGACAAAAUCCGUGACCUUCUGGAUGUGACAAAGACCAACCUGUCUGUCCAUGAGGAUAAGAAUAGGGUGCCAUUUGUCAAGGGAUGCACUGAGCGCUUUGUCUCCAGCCCCGAUGAGGUGAUGGAUGUGAUUGACGAGGGCAAAGCUGCCCGCCACGUUGCUGUGACCAACAUGAACGAGCACAGUUCUCGCAGCCACAGCAUCUUCCUGAUCAACAUCAAGCAGGAGCACGUGGAGACUGAGCAGAAACUGUGUGGGAAACUCUACCUGGUGGAUCUGGCUGGCAGUGAGAAGGUCAGUAAGACUGGAGCUGCAGGAGCCGUCCUGGAUGAGGCUAAAAACAUCAACAAGUCUCUGUCUGCUCUGGGAAAUGUCAUCUCUGCAUUGGCUGAGGGCACGAAAAGUCACGUGCCGUACCGUGACAGCAAAAUGACCCGCAUCCUGCAGGACUCCCUCGGAGGGAACUGUCGCACCACCAUGUUCAUCUGCUGCUCUCCCUCCAGCUACAACGACGCGGAGACCAAGUCAACUCUGAUGUUCGGACAACGUGCCAAGACCAUCAGGAACACCGCCUCCAUCAACCUGGAGCUGACGGCAGAGCAGUGGAAGAAGAAGUUUGAGAAGGAGAAGGAGAAGAACAAAACUCUGAAGGAAACCAUCCAGAAGCUGGAGAUUGAGCUCAACCGCUGGAGAAACGGAGAGGACGUACCUGAGAUGGAGCAGACCACGGAAGACUUGGUGACCCGUUUCGAGACAGUGGAGGAGCGUCCCAUUUUGGACAACGACACCUCCUCCAUUGUUGUCCGCAUUUCCGAGGAGGAGCGGCAGAAGUACGAGGAGGAGAUCCGCAAGCUGUACAAGCAGCUGGAUGACAAGGAUGAUGAGAUCAACCUGCACUGCCAGUUGGGAGAGAAACUGAAGCAGCAGAUGCUGGACCAGGAUGAGCUCCUGGCCUCAUCCAAGGGCGAUGGGGACAAGGUCCAGGCUGAACUUGGCAGGCUUCAGGUGGAGAGCGACUGCGCCAAGGCCGAGGUGAAGGAAGUGCUGCAAGCUCUGGAGGAGCUGGCCAUCAACUACGACCAGAAGAGCCAGGAGGUGGAGGAGAAAGGCCUGCAGAACCAGCUGCUGGCCGACCAACUGUCCCAGAAAAUGGCCAGUCUGAUGGAGCUGGAGGCAGAGCUCUCUCGUAUGCAGGAAGUGAGCGGGCAGCAGAGGAAACGCAUCGCUGACGUCCUCAAUGGUCUGAUGAGGGACCUCAGCGAGUUCAGCAAUAUUGUGGGCAACGGGGAGAUCAAGCUGCCGGUGGAGAUCAGUGGUGCGAUCGAGGAGGAGUUCACGGUGGCUCGCCUUUACAUCAGCAAGAUCAAGUCUGAGGUGAAGAGCAUGGUGAAGCGCUGCCGCCAGCUGGAGAACAUGCAGCUGGAGUGCCACCGCAAGAUGGAGGAGACCGGGAGGGAGCUCUCCUCCUGCCAGCUGCUCAUCUCUCAGCAUGAAGCUAAGAUCCGCUCUCUGACGGAGUACAUGCAGAGCGUGGAGCAGAAGAAGAGGCUGCUGGAGGAGAGCCACGACUCCCUGAGCGAAGAGCUGGCCAAGCUCCAAGAGCAGGAUAACUCCCUGCUUGAGGAGAAGGAUGGAGAGAAGGGUGAGAUGGAGGAUGGAAAUGUGAAGAAGGUUCCUCGACAGCAGGGGGAGUCUCACCGUGGCCUCCAUCACAAGCAGCUGGCCCGCCUGCGGGAUGAGAUCAACGAGAAGCAGAGGAUCAUUGAUGAGCUCACCGAUCGUAACUUCAAGCUGGAGCUUGAGCUCGCUCAGGUUCGUGCGGACUUUGAGCGCCUGAAGAGUCAGGACACCACCAAGAGUGAGCGCCUGGAGGAGCUCUCAUUCCUGCAUGAGCGUCACGAGCAGACUAAACAGGAUUUAAAGGGGCUGGAGGAGACUGUCGCCCGCGAACUCCAGACCCUCCACAACCUGCGCAAGCUGUUCGUUCAAGACCUCACGUCGCGGGUUAAAAAAAGUUCCGAAAUGGAGCCUGAUGAUAGCGGGGGGUCUUGCACCCAGAAGCAGAAGAUUUCCUUUCUUGAGAAUAACCUGGACCAACUUACAAAGGUUCACAAACAGCUGGUACGUGACAAUGCAGAUCUGCGCUGUGAGCUUCCAAAGUUGGAGAAACGUCUUCGGUCUACUGCUGAGAGAGUUAAGGCCCUGGAGACUGCACUGAGGGAUGCCAAGGAGGGCGCAAUGAUGGACCGCCGCCGCUACCAGCAGGAGGUCGACCGCAUCAAGGAUGCCAUGAGGGCAAAGAGCGCCCUGAGGCGUCCCCAUGCAGCACAGAUCGCCAAGCCAGUGAGACCGAAGCAGCUGCCCGUCUGCUCUCCCACCAACCCGUUCUACACUUACAUCCGUGCCACUGAACAAGCCAACACCUACAGCAACGCCCUCUUCCAGAGCAGCGGGACACAGCCGAGCGCCGCCAGCGUCAACUGCAACCCCAACUCUGUCCAGAGCAACACAGUGUCCACAGCACUGGGCUACAGAGCAGGCAGAUACACUGGAGACAUACUGGAGUCCUUCCCACUCAACAUUGAAAACGGUAACAACAUCAGUGAAACGAGAGACAUCAAUGACAACAGAAGUGAUGUUCACUGUGGCAGCGAGGUGGAUGAUUCAAACAGGCAUUACAUCAUUCAGCAGGAGACCGCUGCAAGUUAA
Cyclopterus lumpus (lumpfish) is the source of this 3129-nucleotide messenger RNA. RefSeq names its product kinesin family member 5A, a (gene kif5aa). Gene Ontology annotation, molecular function: microtubule binding; microtubule motor activity; ATP binding. The transcript has 28 exons. NCBI's taxonomy places the organism in Eukaryota, Metazoa, Chordata, Actinopteri, Perciformes, Cyclopteridae. The record is from RefSeq and is a predicted model, not a curated record. Bases 1 to 3129 code for a protein of 1042 amino acids. Gene Ontology annotation, biological process: microtubule-based movement.